This is a messenger RNA of Spodoptera frugiperda (fall armyworm), 890 nucleotides long. RefSeq names its product glutathione S-transferase 1-like. The coding region runs from base 125 to 781 and encodes 218 amino acids. Gene Ontology annotation, molecular function: glutathione transferase activity. The transcript is spliced from 5 exons. Gene Ontology annotation, biological process: glutathione metabolic process. The record is from RefSeq and is a predicted model, not a curated record. Lineage: Eukaryota; Metazoa; Arthropoda; Insecta; Lepidoptera; Noctuidae.
UCUUAGACCAUUUAAUCAUAGUCUAGGGACAAGAGAUAUCGUGAGACGGAGAUUUAUCGAAACUUAGUAAUUGUUUUAGUAUUUUUUUUUUUAGACUUAGUAUUUGUGAACACCUCUUUUGAUAAUGACGCUAACUUUGUACAAAAUGGACGCUAGUCCACCAGUGCGUGCAGUUUACAUGGUAAUCGAGGCGUUGAAGCUACCCAAUGUGAAAUAUGUUGAAACUGAUCUUCUAGCUGAUGAUCACUUUAAGGCUGAAUUUUUGAAGAUAAAUCCACAACACACAAUACCACAUUUGACCGAUGGAAACUUUCAACUCUCGGACAGUCACGCAAUAAUAACAUAUUUGAUAAACAAAUAUGGUGAGAAUUCUGAAUUAUACCCAAGUGACCCACAGCAGAGGGCUUUAAUUGACCAAAAACUGCACUUCGAUAGCGGUAUCCUAUACCCAGCUUUGAGGGAGAAUGAUGAACCUAUUUUCUUUGGAACCGCAACCUCUUUAAAACCUGAAGGUGUGGCCAAGAUUAGAUCAGCAUAUGAUUUCACUGAGAAAUUUUUGAAUGGAACACCUUGGCUGGCUGGAAACCAACUUACUGUAGCUGACAUAAGCUGUGUGGCGACUGUAAGCACACUCAACGAAUUACUGCAUAUUGAUGAAGCUACGUAUCCUAACAUCUGUGCAUGGAUAAAUCGCUGUGCAGAAUACGAUUUUUAUAAGAAAGGAAAUCAACCAGGCCUUAUGGAAUUUCGUCGCCUUCUGAAAAUAUAUUUGGCACGUUAAAUUCACACGAAGUGUGAAUGUGAAUAGGCCAUCUUAACCGGAGCCGCGGCCAGCAUUUGGAUGAAAUCAUCAUUAAACAUUAAAUUCGAUUUCAUCAAGUUUUUCAUUA